Molecule: messenger RNA, 216 nt
Organism: Blepharisma stoltei
Lineage: Eukaryota; Ciliophora; Heterotrichea; Heterotrichida; Blepharismidae
Source: the annotation of a GenBank genome assembly
AUGAACACACCAAUUUAUCACACACCUCUCUCAAGAAAAUCAUUAUUGAGGCUGCGGGUCCCGCUCUCUCCACUUCCUUUAGACAUCUCCCCAAUUAUCUCUAAAAAACCAAAAGAUUUUGAAAAAGAAAACGUAUAUCUCUCCACGCCUCCUACAGCCUCAAGUUUUGAAUCCCCUUUCUCCGAUAUGGAUUCUCCUUACUUUACACUCAGGUAA